Molecule: messenger RNA, 1176 nt
Organism: Lucilia cuprina (Australian sheep blowfly)
Lineage: Eukaryota; Metazoa; Arthropoda; Insecta; Diptera; Calliphoridae
Product: dnaJ homolog subfamily C member 5 homolog
Exons: 1
Coding region: 61-234 (57 amino acids)
Source: RefSeq, a predicted model, not a curated record
UUUUUUUUUUAUUUUUUUAUGUAUUUAUAGGAGGAAGUUGAUUUGGAUGCAGAUCCAACUAUGUCAACACAAGGAAAUCAAGGAACUACAUCAAAUGCUGGUGGUCAACCCGUAUUUGCAAUGCCACCACCACCUGCCACAGGUGUAAAUCCAUUUACUGGUGCUCCAGUUGCGGCCACAGAGCAAACUUCAUUGAAUACAACAGAGCAAACAACUUAUACCCCAGGUAUAUAAAAAGAAACUACUACUUACCUUCCCUCCAAAUCCUCCUCAUAAUUUAAAAACAAUGUUUUGUUAACAAACAAUAAAAUAAAAACAACAAAAAAUCGUAGCUAAAAGAAAGAAAAAAUAACUUAAUACUACAAUGAAAAUUAAAAAAAAAAAAUUAAACAAAAACUUUGAUAAUUUUUUUAAAAGGGGGAAAUUAAAUAAAUUACAAAAACGGAAACAAAAAAAAAAAAACAUAUAAUAAAACUAAUUACAAACCUAGUUAUGGUGUUGCAUUCUUCUAUAGAAUAACUAUAUAUAUUUAUAUAAUUGAAGAAAUAAUAAAAAAAAAACAAAUAUUUAAAAAAAUAUAUAAGAAAAAAAAAAUCAAAUGAUAUUUUUGCAAAUUACUGAGAAAAAUCGUUUACAAAAGAAUUACUGCAAAAAUAACAAAACAAACAACUUGGGAAAAAUUAUAUAAUUAUGAAUUAAAUGCGUUAAGACCAUCGAAUUAAAUGUUGUUUAUUCAUUAAUUAUAACAAAGAAAAAAAAAACAUAAAAGUAAAUCUCUUAAAAUAGCAUUAAUAAUUGCAAUAAUAUUAAUAUUUAAAUAGAAACAUAUAAAACAUUAAUUCUUUUAAAAAUUUAAUAUAAACAUUCAUCUUAAUAUUUUUUAAUUAUUAACUAAUUGCUCAGUUCUUUUUUUAUUAACAUCACAAUUAGCCAAAGAAAAUUUUAAUAAUAAAUUAUUUCUACUUUUAUUUUUAUUACAUAAAAUAAUUUUUUUUAGCUAUUUGUUGGAAAUAAUUCCUUUUUAUGUGUAAUAUCAUUAGUUUUGUUUCGUGUAAAAAAAAAUGUUUUUCCUUAAAUUUUAUAAAAAAAUUUAAAUUUAUUGUUUCUUCAUGUAACAGUAAGUAUGUCAAGGUUUUGAAUUAAUAUUCUGCUAACAAUUUCAGUUAAGCUUAAUCA